GAAACACCUAGAAAACUCUCUAAGCAUCUUCGAAGAUCACACGGUUCAGAGGCUAAGUUAUAUCUCCUUCGUCUCCUGUUCAGCUAGCGGAGUUUUAAUCUUUAUCCCGAAAUGCCCUUUAGACACAAGAGAAGUCUCUUAUGAUAAUCUUGUCCUUGACCUAUCUACACAUCUUACAAUGUUGGCGCGAAGACAGCUCUUAACGUCCGCGCGGCGGGUAGCCGAUGUUACUUCCAGCACAGCGUUGUCAAGAGUGGCCCUGCUCGCCACAGCUAGGACACUCACACGAACCUCGACCCCAGUAACGGCGAUACGAUCAUAUGCAAAUGGCGCCAGGCCACAUCCCCCAGGUGGCACGCAUCGCAUGAAUCUUGGUGGCGAGCCCGAGAAGCCGGCUUUGGAGCAAUUCGGCAUCGACCUCACAGCAAGGGCGAAGGACGGAAAGCUCGAUCCCGUCAUUGGAAGAGACUCUGAGAUUCAACGCACCAUACAAGUAUUGUCACGACGAACGAAAAACAACCCUGUUCUGAUAGGCAAUGCUGGAACAGGCAAGACCGCAGUACUUGAAGGUCUUGCUCUGCGCAUCACGCGAGGAGACGUACCAGAAAGCAUCAAGAAUAAGAGAGUCAUAUCCUUAGAUCUUGGGUCGCUCAUUGCGGGUGCCAAGUUCCGUGGUGAUUUCGAAGAGCGGCUGAAAAAGGUCUUGAACGAGGUGCAGCAGGCCAACGGGGAGGUCAUCCUUUUCAUCGACGAGCUACAUACGUUGCUUGGCUUGGGCAAAGCUGAAGGUUCAAUUGAUGCCUCAAAUCUGCUGAAGCCUGCCCUGUCACGAGGCGAGUUACAAUGCUGUGGUGCGACGACCCUCGCAGAGUAUCGGCUGAUCGAGAAGGAUGUUGCUCUCGCAAGACGCUUCCAGCCCAUACUCGUAAACGAACCGACUGUUGAGGACACAAUCAGUAUUCUGCGUGGCAUCAAGGAAAAAUACGAGGUUCACCAUGGCGUCAGAAUAACGGAUGGUGCACUCGUAGCAGCCGCGACAUUGUCGAACCGAUAUGUUACGGACCGAUUCCUCCCGGACAAGGCAAUCGAUCUGAUGGAUGAAGCAGCGAGCUCACUUCGUCUACAACAAGAAAGCAAGCCCGAAGACAUCAUGCGACUAGACCAAAAGAUUAUGACGCUGCAAAUCGAACUAGAAAGCCUGCGCAAGGAAAAGGAUGUAGCCAGCCGUGAGCGCCGGGAGAAGCUCGAAGCGGACCUGAAGAAUUACCAAGAUGAAGCCAAGACCCUGACCGAGAGGUGGGAGAAGGAGAGGGGCGAGAUCGAGUCUCUCAAGAAAGUUCAGGAGGAGCUCGAUAAGGCCCGAAACGAGCUGGACCAAGCACAGCGUAAUGGCAACUUCGCCCGUGCCUCGGAAUUGCGGUUCGGUGUGAUUCCCAACUUGGAACAGAAAUUACCAAAGGAUGGGGAAGAGUCGUCAGGUGUCGAUGGUCAAGAUACUCUGAUCCAUGACUCGGUUGGCCCUGAUGACAUUGCCAACGUUGUCUCAAGAAUCACGAGUAUUCCAGUGACCAAGCUCACUUCUGGUCACGUUGAGAAAUUGGUUCACAUGGAGGAUACGCUACGAGAAUCAGUCCGCGGACAAGAUGACGCGCUGAAGGCAGUCGCCGAUGCCGUACGCAUGCAGCGCGCCGGUCUCAGCGGUGACAACCGACCUCUAGCUUCAUUCUUCUUUCUCGGGCCCACGGGUGUUGGCAAAACCGAGCUUUGCAAGAAGCUUGCCAACUUUCUAUUCUCUACGGAGCAAGCCGUAGUGCGUUUCGACAUGAGCGAGUUUCAGGAGAAGCACACUAUUUCAAGGCUCAUCGGUGCUCCUUCGGGCUAUGUUGGCUACGAGGAUGCCGGCCAACUCACCGAGUCCGUACGCCGGAAACCAUAUGCAGUUCUGUUAUUCGAUGAAUUCGAGAAAGCCCACCGGGACAUUUCGGCACUCCUGCUCCAAGUACUGGACGAGGGUUAUCUGACGGACGCACAAGGCCACAAAGUCGACUUUAGGAACACUAUCAUCGUGCUAACUUCUAACCUGGGUGCUGACAUCCUUGUCGGUGCCAAUCCCAUGCACCCGUACACGGAAACACCAGAUGGCGAGAUUAGCUCUGACGUUCGGACAGCCGUCCUGGACGUAGUUGCUUCUAAUUACCCACCCGAGUUCCUCAACCGCAUUGACUCUUUCAUCGUCUUCAAACGCUUGUCCCUGAAAGCUCUGCGAGACAUUGUUGACAUCCGUCUUAAAGAACUCCAAGCUCGACUCGAUGAUCGGCGUAUCACCCUUAACGUGGAUGGGAAGAUCCGCGACUGGUUGGCAGAACGUGGUUACGAUCCCAAAUUUGGUGCGAGACCACUGAACCGCCUCAUCACAACAGAAAUUGGCAAUGGACUUGCAGACAAAAUCAUUAGGGGCACACUGAAGAGGGGUGACACUGCUGGCGUAAGAAUCAAAGAGGAUAACUCCGGUUUAGAAGUUUUCGCAGAGCAAUCUGCUUAAUUCUUCCCAUGGCGUUACAUAUUAGGGGCGUGCUUAUGAGUUACGUUUAUUUGUACCAAUUUCCAUGUAUAACGCUGUACAGUAUGGGAUGUAGUUACUCUUCUUAGAUACCAGAUUGGACGAUCAUCCGCAAAUAGGUCGUCUGAUGGGGUUUGACACAUGUAUGUAUGAACAGGCCACUCAAUCAAUGAUAUGUAUAUUCCUUUG
Molecule: messenger RNA, 2749 nt
Organism: Pseudomassariella vexata
Lineage: Eukaryota; Fungi; Ascomycota; Sordariomycetes; Amphisphaeriales; Pseudomassariaceae
Product: ATPase protein
Exons: 1
Coding region: 179-2542 (787 amino acids)
Biological process (GO): cellular response to heat
Cellular component (GO): cytoplasm; mitochondrial matrix
Molecular function (GO): ATP binding; ATP hydrolysis activity
Source: RefSeq, a predicted model, not a curated record